AUGCGUCUCUCCCUUCUUCUCUGCCGUCGAAUUCGACAUGACUUUCUGCCAGUGUACAUAAAAAAGCAGUGGAAGGAACAGGGUUCCAUCAUGACUGCGCGGCGUCUCCGCGUACCUCAGCAGGCUCUUGCUGACCCGCGGAUUGCAGAAGUUGCAGCGCAAGCAGAGGAUACCUUCGUUUCUACUCGCUACCGCGAUGCACUAGCACGCGAAAUUGAAAUUGGUGCUACGCCGGAGGAGAGGGCUGCCUGGGAGCUUCAACUCACUCAGCGAUUAGCGCAAUUCGGCGAUAUAACUGGGAACGUAUCCGCUUCAUCCCCUAGUCUUAUCUUUGAACCGUCUCGUCUCUUUUGCAGGGACAUUGCGCAGGUUGCUAUGCUCACAAAUACCGUCGUUCAUGAGGGCACUCCUUCUGCUUUACAAUCAAUCUACGAGAAGUUGGUGUUGUCGCCGGCGGUCAAUACGCAGUCGCUGCUUUCGGCAGUAGAGCGGAGUGUAUUGCACGCCCAUGUAUGGCACACCGACGAGGACAAGUUGCCUAAGCGCUACAACCCAGACCUGCUAAUUUGGAAGUUUAAGACCGAGUUUGGUAUCCAUCCCACCAACGUCGCGCGCUACCUUCUUUUCAAUCUUUUUCGCGUCUGUGAAAUCCAGGCUUUGGAGAUGCAUUUGACUCCUUCAAGUGAUCCACAUACGGGCUUGCCGUCACGUUGGCUUUUGCGUGAUCGCUUCGUGGAAACGUCUUUUUUAUGGGGAGAAGAGCAGCCGCGUCGGGUCCAGUUCAGCCAGCGCAACGACCUCGUUCUUCUCUCGCCCACUCCAACACCCCUUUGCGAACAUCCUGCUGCCGCACUCACUGCCACCCAAGCGCAGAUUUUUGAAGAUUUAAAGACCCGCAUGCACCUUAUCUCGCCACUAAUUGACCUUACCUCUACCACACAAUACAGGGAGGACAGCUCCGAUGGCAUUCAUACGACCAAUUACCCCUACCCCCACCUCAUCACAGUAAACAUCGCCCUGCCCAACACCUGGUCGGAUUUCACAGCUCCCGAAAAGGACCGCAUCACGGUGGCACAGCGCCAGACUAUAGGUCUGAUGCAUUGCUAUGCAUCGUGUCUUGCCACUGCAAAGCGUCUCUAUGGCAAUGAGUGCGCUAAAGCUCCACUUCCUGAGCCGAUAGCGGUACAGGCGGUGUGCACCGAUGGAGUUUUCUUUGAUUUUAUCACCUUCCAGUUGAACACCCUAGCGACCCCCGAUUGGAGUAAAAACCCCGCGCCUCAGGCUCCUAUGAAUUUGGCAUGGGUGGAUGGCAAUCAUGAGAUCGUGCGAAAGCACUAUCCCAAGCGUAGCAUGCUGCGAAACACCAAGUACACUGAUCUAGAUAUGAAGGUCUUCUACCGCCUUUUUGCAUACUACCUUUAUGGAAUGCUUGCAACUGAAGAUGAGAAAACGGAGUCGCUUGUUGUCAAUAGUGGUGGUGCAAUUUAG
Molecule: messenger RNA, 1488 nt
Organism: Hydatigera taeniaeformis
Lineage: Eukaryota; Metazoa; Platyhelminthes; Cestoda; Cyclophyllidea; Taeniidae
Source: the annotation of a GenBank genome assembly